AUGGCUGCCCGGACGCUUCGAAUUGGUCUCAUCCCCGGCGAUGGCAUCGGCAAAGAGGUCAUCCCCGCCGGCCGCCGUAUCCUCGAGGCCCUCCCCGCCUCCCUCGGCCUCAAGUUCGACUUCGUAGACCUCAAAGCCGGCUUCGAGACCUUCGAGCAGACCGGCGCCGCCCUCCCCGACAAGACCGUCGAGGUCCUCAAGAAGGAGUGCGACGGCGCCCUCUUCGGUGCCGUGAGCUCCCCCACCACCGCCGUCAAGGGCUACUCCUCCCCCAUCGUCGCCCUGCGCAAGAAGCUCGACUUGUACGCCAACGUGCGUCCCGUCAAAACCGUCCUCACGGCCCCGAAGCCCAUCGACAUGGUCAUUGUCCGUGAGAACACCGAGGACCUCUACGUCAAGGAGGAGAGGACCUUCGAUGCCACCGACGGCUCUGGAAAGGUCGCCGAGGCCAUCAAGCGCAUCUCCGAGAGGGCUUCGUACCGCAUCGCCGCCAUGGCUGGUGAAAUCGCCCUCCGCCGCCAGAAGAUCCGCGAGGCCGGCGCCCCUAGCAUCCAUUCCGGUCCCCUCGUCACCAUCACCCACAAGUCCAACGUCCUCUCCCAGACCGACGGCCUCUUCCGUAGCACCGCCCGCGCCGCUCUCUCCGAGGACCGCUUCGCCUCCGUCAAGACCGAGGAGCAGAUCGUCGACUCCAUGGUCUACAAGCUCUUCCGCCAGCCCGAGGCCUACGACGUCAUCGUCGCCCCCAACUUGUACGGUGAUAUCCUCUCCGACGGUGCUGCUGCUCUCGUCGGUUCCCUUGGUCUCGUUCCUAGCGCCAAUGUUGGCGAGGGCUUCGCCAUCGGUGAGCCCUGCCACGGAAGCGCCCCCGAUAUCCAGGGCCAGGGCAUCGCCAACCCUAUUGCCACCCUUAGGAGCGCUGCCCUUAUGCUCGAGUUCUUGAACGAGGAGGAGGCUGCUGCCAAGAUCUACGCCGCUGUUGACGGCAACCUCGAGGAUGGAAAGAUCCUUAGCCCUGAUCUUGGUGGUAAGGCCACCACCGAGGAGGUCCUCCAGGAUGUCCUCAGGAGGUUAUAA
Scedosporium apiospermum is the source of this 1077-nucleotide messenger RNA. RefSeq names its product Homoisocitrate dehydrogenase. Gene Ontology annotation, cellular component: mitochondrion. Gene Ontology annotation, molecular function: isocitrate dehydrogenase (NAD+) activity; magnesium ion binding; NAD binding. Bases 1 to 1077 code for a protein of 358 amino acids. Gene Ontology annotation, biological process: tricarboxylic acid cycle; isocitrate metabolic process. The transcript is spliced from 2 exons. NCBI's taxonomy places the organism in Eukaryota, Fungi, Ascomycota, Sordariomycetes, Microascales, Microascaceae. The record is from RefSeq and is a predicted model, not a curated record.